AUGUCAUACGGAAAGAGAAAACUCAGCGACGCCGACUUCCACGAAGGCAGACGAUCUCAGCAACCAAUAUUUGCACCCGGUGCGAAUGAUGGUGCGCCCGGUCCCUCACAAGCAGCUCCAAUUAAUCCAGGCGCAGCCAAUAUAUAUGACCAGAUACAGAGUUUCAACAGCUACCGACAACAAGCCUCGGCUUCAGACAACUCGGGUCCGAUACGGAGAUCUGAAUUUAUUCGUGAUUUUGAGAGCCACACUCCCACUGAACAAGAAGAUGAUGGGGCUGAAGAAGGUGAGCCUCAGAGUCAAGCAGGCCAUCCGACAAUGGUUCAUCAGCCCCGCCGCCCUAAAGAGAAUCAUGUUCCUGCCCUGGAACAGCAAGCCGUGAGGUUUGACUACAAGAAUCUGGAGCCGGUGGAAAAGUAUCCAUCUCCUGUGUACCGAGAUCCAUAUGGAGAGUUGUUCACCUGCCAAAUCACAAAUCGGGCUAUCAAAUACACACUAGAGAGCGACGAUGAAAUUCUGUCAACAGUACUCAUCCAGGGCGAGCAGCUAAGAGAGGUCCGCCAGGACCGCCCUUGUCCUAUGCCAAUACAUCGUUACCCGGUUCAGAUAUGGAAGCGAGUCGGUUGCUUUGGUUUCGUUCAAUCAAAACUGAUGUACCUGUUGGGAAGUGAAUUGAUUAUUGGUCGUACCUGCAGCACGGGGUUUACCAGAUGGGUUUUUGUCGGCACCACGGAAGAACUGCCCCAGGAAGCAAAACGACUGCCAGCGGUGUUUGGGCCUCUCACUCAUACACCAAGUGUUCCAGACUCAAAGCUCGAAGAGUCCGCGGCGGCCUUAGUAGAGUAUCUCAACGAGGAUUCUAGUGUUGACGACCCUGUCUGGUUAAAGCUGCCUUAUUACGAUGGAUUUGGUAACUUGGAGUCCUAUUUAUUGUACACAAGCUUGACCUAG
Pestalotiopsis fici W106-1 is the source of this 951-nucleotide messenger RNA. RefSeq lists its product as uncharacterized. Lineage: Eukaryota; Fungi; Ascomycota; Sordariomycetes; Amphisphaeriales; Sporocadaceae. The transcript has a single exon. The record is from RefSeq and is a predicted model, not a curated record. Bases 1 to 951 code for a protein of 316 amino acids.